Molecule: messenger RNA, 930 nt
Organism: Pneumocystis jirovecii RU7
Lineage: Eukaryota; Fungi; Ascomycota; Pneumocystomycetes; Pneumocystales; Pneumocystaceae
Product: eukaryotic translation initiation factor 2 subunit alpha
Exons: 6
Coding region: 1-930 (309 amino acids)
Cellular component (GO): eukaryotic translation initiation factor 2 complex; eukaryotic translation initiation factor 2B complex; multi-eIF complex
Molecular function (GO): translation initiation factor activity; RNA binding; ribosome binding
Source: RefSeq, a predicted model, not a curated record
AUGUCAACAACAAGUUGUCGCUUUUAUGAAAGCAAAUAUCCAGAUGUUGAUGAUUUAGUAAUGGUUAAUGUAAAACAAAUACAAGAAAUGGGGGCAUAUGUACAAUUAUUGGAAUACAAUAAUAUAGAAGGAAUGAUUUUGCUAUCAGAACUAUCACGCAGACGGAUUAGAUCUAUACAAAAAUUGAUUCGUAUAGGCCGAAACGAAGUCGUAGUGGUUCUUCGAGUAGACAAAGAAAAAGGCUAUAUUGAUUUAUCUAAACGUAGAGUGAGUCCAGAAGAUAUUAUUAAGUGCGAAGAUAGAUUCAAUAAAUCGAAAGCUGUUCAUUCUAUCCUAAGAAAUGUUGCAGAAAAACACAACAUUCCUCUAGAAGAGUUAUACACAUUAAUUGGGUGGCCUUUGUAUCGAAAAUAUGGUCAUGCAUAUGAUGCAUUCAAAUUUGCAAUUAUAAACUCUGAAUCUGUAUUUGAAGGAUUAUAUCAUUCAAAUCCUCAAGUUAUACAAGAUCUUAUUCUUCAAAUUACUCGCAGAUUAACUCCUCAAGCAGUUAAAAUAAGAGCAGAUGUAGAAGUAACAUGUUUUGGAUACGAUGGAAUUAAUGCUGUUAAACAAGCACUUAAGGCAGCAGAAGCAAAAAACUCUAAAGAUGUCCUUAUUAAAGUCAAACUUGUUGCACCUCCUUUAUAUGUCGUUACUACAAAUACAUUGGAUAAAAAAUUGGGCAUUCAGACCUUAGAAGAGGCAUUAGAAGAAAUAGAAAAAAGCAUCGUUUCGUCCGGUGGAGAGUUCACCGUAAAAAUGAGGCCGAAAGCAGUUAGUGAAGUAGAUGAAUUGGAACUGCAAGCGUUAAUGCAACGUAUGGAACGUGAAAAUGAAGAAAAAUCAGGUGAUGAUGAAAGUGAUGAAAGUGAUGAAAGUGAUGAUGAAUAA